AUGCUCCCACAAGCCCAAUCGACCCUCGGAUCACCAUUGCAAAUCCAAUUCGACUUUGAGCUGGACUUUGCGCCGCCCAGCUUUUCCGGCGAUGUUGCCUCGGAAAUCAAGGAUGGCGUCAAUGAGGGAGGGGAGGCCAGCGAGGGCCGUGGAAUGGGCAGAGAAAGAGACGAGAGAGGGAGAGGAGAUGGAACGACAGCAGCAAUAGCAGGACGUGGGCUCUCCAAUGCGGGACUUGGAACGGACAGUCAAGCCGAUGAUCUGGACGACUUUGCACGCGCGAUUGAGCUCUCGCUCUCGAGACCAGGCACAUCGGGCAGCCAGACCGGCGCGAGUGCACCACCACAGUUCCACCCUUCGUUGUUCCCUCACAAGGCAGUCUCCGACCCCGCGACAAUGUCACCGAUCAUGUCCCCCAUGAGCCGCUCUUUCAUAGACAGUCGCGAUAAGCCGUACGGGCCUUCGCCAACGCCCAGACCGCCCAUGAUGAUGGCAAACCACAGCUCCCCAAGCCUGUCGCGACCCGAUUCCUCCGGGGAUGGGUUGCGCAACACGACAAUGCCAUACCAUCCUCGCCUCAGUCCCAGAAUCGCCAUGCAUGAGCAGUCUGCUGGAACAAACUAUAGCGGUUCCACUGCACGCCCAAGCACUCGUGCGUCUUCAAUCUCCAACAGCUUGACCAUUGGUACACCGUACCAGGCUACGUCGUCUGCGUUUCCCUUGCCACAGCACGUUCAGACCAGACCCAACAACGACAACACAGAGGCGAUGGUGGCUGGAGUGAAAGUUCCCACUCACCACACUUCGUCUGCCCCGAAAGCAGCGACCAAGUCGGCAGCUAAGCCGGCGAGCAAGCAGACGACUAAACCGGCAUCAAAACCGGCAUCGAAACCGGCAGAGUCGAAAAGGAAAACUCGCUUAAUCAACCCGCUAAACCUGCUGCAACGGAGGAAAAGUGAAUAUCCCAUCGAUCAAGGCGACGAGGAGCGAGCUCAACGACAAGCUCAAGCCCAGGCGUUGGCUCGUCAGAGGGAUGUCGUUGCCUCUGGAGUGAACAAGCCUCCGCCGGGGUUUGAUCCUCGCAUCAAAGGCAAAAAGGUGCAUGAUUUCAGUGCACCGAGAGGGAAGCGUAAUACAUUCGAUGAGAUGGAUUUGCCUUUACCGCCUCCAGGGCUGCGCAGCUCUACAAGCCCUAGUCUUGAUUGGCCAAUGUCUCCAAUGUCAGGAAAUGCCUUUCCACCUCGUACUGCCUCCUUGGUCAACCGAGGCCUGCGCCAAGGUGGAUCGGAGACGCCUGAAAGGAGGAGCACGCACACACCCGUGUUUGUUGAGCAUCUCGGCGAGGACCCUGAGGCCGAGCGUCGUGUCAGCUCAAUAGACGCGGAAAACCUUGAAAACAAAGCAUUCCUGCAACGCGUUUCGAAGCAAUCUGCUGUGACAACCACCUCACAGGAGAGCCACAUAUUGCCACCUUUCGCGCGGCGCAGCCAAACACUUGACCCUCUGCAAGCUAGCUUGUACCAGGACGACGAGUCCAGGAGGUCGAGUGAUCCCUCGACGACGGACAAGGACCAUGACACGUCGCUCAGCUCUCUUGGCGAUAUAAGUCCCAUCACCGCAAGAAGUAGCGCUCAAAAUUUUGGAGCUGUUUCUCCGUCUGGCGGAGAGAAGAGCUCCCGCCCUGUCUCAAACAUGGCACCAACCGAGCACAUCACUCGACCCGCAAGAACGUCCUCAACUGGGCAGCCUCGUCGUGACCCAGCCGAAGUCACGACCAACAACUAUUGGGUCGUCUUGGCACCUCCAACUGUCGAGACGAUUGCCGAAGGACCUGCUGACAGCUCCCCGAUAGAGCCACCUGCCACACCACAAUCUUCCUCACAGGGUCCGCAUCUUGCGAGCCAGGGCAUUUCAAUUCGACGCCCUGGCUCCAAGUCACAAUCUCCAACGGGAAGAGCAAAUUCUCCCGCAACUCCGUCUCACACAGAAAAGAUGUCUGCUACACCGACGCCGGACACAACGCCCGAUUCACGGUCACCUGCUACCUCGAGAAAGCUUGUUGAGAAACGCGCUUCGGCAGUAGGACACGCCAAGCGAGCCUCUGGCACUCCAAAGAAACAUGCAAGUAACGCAUCAAGGUUCUCCUUCCAGCUGGGUGAAAGCACAGCGCAGGAGCAAGCGCUCGAGGAAAAGCAUCGCAAAAUUGUAUCUAACAGCGGACCCUCGAAGCAAGCGACACACGCCACCAGUCCUGACGAGGACGAGGAUGAAGACGACUACUUCGACGAAGACGCCAUGGACGACAUGGACGAGAUGGAAAUGCAGUCCGAGCAGAGUGCUGACCACCAGCCCACAGUGCCGCAAAGCUCUCUAUAUCUCCACCAGGCCCGCCAGGCUCUCCACGGACCAGAGAGUGACGACGGUUCGGCGUAUGACGAGGAUGAACCGGAGGUGACAGAUGAGCGAGACGUUCCUUAUGCCGACCAUCCUGCAUUUCGCGCCCACCCAGCCAUGGCACAUCAAUUUGCCCACAAUUCCAUGCUCCCAGUAGGGAACGAGGACUAUGACGGUUGUUGGCGUGACAGCACGCUUGACUCGUACAUGAGGGAAUCAUAUUAUUCGUCACCGCAAUCUGAGCACUCCCGCAUGCAAAGUAGGGGGUCAAGAACUACGGUGGACACAAGCUCUCCUCUGAUCCAAGGCUCUGGCGCGCCUUCAUUCCAAGACUAUCUGUCCGCGAACGACGGCAUCAAGGGCACAAACCACAUGUCUACGCCUCGGUCUAACAUACAGGUCUCGGCAACCUCAUCUCCCAUCAAAACCGUUCGACCUCCUCUUCCUGCUCGGGACAGUGGGAACAGCGAGCGCAAUCGAGUGGCGAGUGGCAUGAUGUUCAACCCUAACCUGCCCACACCGAGUUCAGAGAAGUCCCCGUGGGUCGGUGAAGCUACGCAGAGCUCAGAUCAUCACGUUCGCGAUAUGAGCUUUUCCACUAUCAGUGAAGCGCAAAGCCUGAAUUCMCCAGGCGGCGCACCAAAUUCACGACCUGUCACCCUCAACCUCAACACACGAGGUCCAAGUCAGCACGACGACCACGUCACAAGCCCGAAAUUGGACAAGGUGACACUAGCUGGACUUGAGAAUGGCCAGGUCAAUGCCAGGAGUAAGCCUCCACCUCUGACAUCUCCGAAGAGUGCCAAAAGUUUCCGUAGCGAUGGCAGACGCAACGGAUCCGUGGGUGGCUUGAGCUUGAACUCCCCACGGAGCCUGUCCAGCCAUGACUCUGCCGGUAGCGAGAGCUUCGAAACGUUUGCAGAGAGCAGUGGCUUCUCAAGAGUUACAAGCCCACAGGCCGGGCGCAGUAACGGUGGCGAUGCGCUAUUACGGGCUAGCGACAAGGGGCAGCAGUAUCAACGCGUGUCAGGGGCAGGAGAGCAAGUUGAAGCUACUCAUCCAAACAAUGGUCUUGGUCUCGACACAUUCUCAGGAUUCGACUUUGGACAGCAAAAUCCCCCGCUGGCGACCACUCCGAACAAUUCUAGGAGCCCCGUGACCAACACAUCUGAUCCUCACAAGAAGGGACAUAAAGCGCGAUUCUCGCUCUUUCCCCACCAGACAAACAGCGGCAGCAGACCAGACUCGAGAGGAUUGCAAAAGGAUGCAACUCCCUUGCAGUUCACAAUGCCUCAGUCAAAUCGGACUACAGCGUCACAUUACUCCGGCUUGAGCGAUGCGAGCCACAGUACGGCUGCAGCGGGUAGCAUGGCCAGUUACUCUCCAGUGCGGUCUUCGGCUAUGCCGGACUUCCACUUUCCACGUGCAAGCGGGAUGCACGACGACGAGAGCAAAGACGACAUGUAUUUUGACGAUGGCAACUUUGAACAAGACAUCAAUGUUCCGCAUCCCACUGCGUUUGAUGAGAAUACCUUCGACGAUGAUGCUUUCUUGGCCAGACCCGGUAUGAACGUCGGCGGUCGAAGGGAGUUAAGUAAUGGUGUCGUUUCUACUACGAGUGUCGGACCAUACCCAACCUUCGCAAUGCCCAAUGCCGUCAAAGCACGCCAAAGGGAGUCGCAACUGAUGCUGGAGGAUCUUAUUCUGCAAGAACCAGUUGAUCCGAAGUUGAUUCCGCAGCGCAAUCCUUCUGAGGAUGCAAAACGUUCGGGACUGAGCGACCGAGCCCCCCCUCUAGCCGUGGAACCUUCCAACAGCGAAGAGGAGGCCAUGCACAUGCAAAGGACUCUUGACAAUUAUCAUGCGGCUCUCGCGAAUGCAGCCAACAGAGCUGCGGCGGACGGGCGAUUCUGGCGCGAACCAAGCUCUGCGUCGCAAAGCAUCAGAUCUAAGAACGAGGAUGGCAAGAGCACGUAUUCGUGGGAUGAAAAGAGCGUCUCGUCCAACGUCGAAGAAGACGACGAGGGCCCGCCGUGCAACGCCGUUGCGGAAGCAAAUGAGUUGAAAAGUCUUCCCCGAGCAUCUGGCAUGGCUUUUGAUUUUGGCUUUGGCGAAUCGACCAUGGACGACGUCAAUGAUUACGACUACGAUAACGAUGAUGACCUUGUUGCAGCAGCGAAUGCCGAAGCUUUGGCAAGCGACGACGAAGGGUUCUACGGCCAGGAGUUCGCGUUCUACGGUCGGCCGCGCGCUAACUCCAACGAGUUCAACCCUACCAUUGGCGGGUACUUUGGAGAAGACGGCGACGAUGGUCUGACCCGGAACAAGAGUCUCAGAGAACCCAACCUAACGCCAAUCACCGAGCGCUCAGAGUUUUCCACGCGCAAUUCGAUGAUUGGGCUUGGUCUGGGCAUGCCAUUGUACGGCCCUCCCAGCGCCGGUCUCUACGGCUCACAAUCCCCCGCGCUGGCCCGCAUGUCGGUCACACCACUGAUGGAGAGCGAGAUGUCAUUUGAGGAGCUGCGAAGACUGCGAGGUCAAGCUUUCGGUGGUAGCAGUAGAAGUCUUCAGAGUAACAGCGCUCGUUCGAGUGCGCAGUCUUUGGAAGGCUCACUGGUGCAAGGAAACAGGCCGGGACUUUCCAACCCACAGCAGAACUCUGGCGCCGGGACGGGCACAUCGUUCACUUUCCCGUCCCGAACGCAGAGCAGCGAUUCAAGCAACCCUUCGAGUGUGCAGGCGCCCGUCUCAGGGCAGGCAUUGCAUGAAAGUCCGCAAUCAGCCACUUCCAGUCAAGGCAACCCGUUCUCGAUGGAUGUAGACUUGACCCCUAGGAAGAACUCGCAGCCCGUUGUCGACCACUCCACAGCGAAGAAACUUCCGAGAGAAUCCAUAACGAGCCAAAGCGAGGGUCAAACUUCACACUCACGGCAAGGCAGCAAUGCCGAUUCCGUCACGUAUGUCAGGGAACCUGAUCCGGACAACAGUGGGAAGCCGCGCUGGGUCAUGGAGCGUAGACGUACGAGCGAGCAGGGCCAGCUGCAGCUGAUCGGGAGGGAACUCGUUCAGGGAGGGUGGAUAUGA
Molecule: messenger RNA, 5478 nt
Organism: Ramularia collo-cygni
Lineage: Eukaryota; Fungi; Ascomycota; Dothideomycetes; Mycosphaerellales; Mycosphaerellaceae
Exons: 1
Coding region: 1-5478 (1825 amino acids)
Source: RefSeq, a predicted model, not a curated record